Amphibalanus amphitrite is the source of this 2695-nucleotide messenger RNA. Its product is annotated as interleukin-1 receptor-associated kinase 4-like. Gene Ontology annotation, molecular function: protein kinase activity; ATP binding. Lineage: Eukaryota; Metazoa; Arthropoda; Thecostraca; Balanomorpha; Balanidae. The transcript has 10 exons. The coding region runs from base 106 to 1593 and encodes 495 amino acids. The record is from RefSeq and is a predicted model, not a curated record. Gene Ontology annotation, biological process: protein phosphorylation.
GCACCAUGCAGUAAAUACCUCUGGAGGCACUGAAGUCCACUCUACCUGCUGCUUUUCAUCUCAUUGAAGCUACCUGCUACCCACAACCCAGAGUCGCCGGUUGCCAUGGAGACGGCCACGCUGCGCGGGGACGCCGAGCUGCGCCGUCUGCCGGCGCACGUGCGCCACACGCUGGGUCAGAUGCUGGCCACCCGCGGCGCCUGGAGGACGCUGAUGGGUCGGGUGCGCCGACCGGGCACCGACACGGCACUCUUCACCGCCGAACACGUCCAGCUUGUGGAGGCCGAGAGCGCCCGCAGCGGUCGCAGCGAGACGGACCUGGUGCUGGACGAGUGGGGCACCUGGGGCAGUCGCGAGCAGCGGCCCACCGUCGACGACCUGGUGACCCUGCUGACCGAGCUCAGUCUGUACCGGGCCGCCGACUACAUCAACAUCAACGUGCUCGAUGUGGCGCCGAUGGCGCGUCCGACGCACGGUCCGGGCGCCUCUGAGCCGCUGGAUGACGCCGCCAUCCAGCGGCUGCUGGCCGACCAGCUGCGCCGUGAGCCGGUCACCGCCGAGCCGCCGGCGCCGGACCGGAGCGACCGGCCGGGCCUGGUCACCCAGCUGGAGAUGCAGCUCGAACAGGAGAGGCUGGACAGACAGCAGGAGCGGCAGCAGCAGGAGCCGGCGGCGGCGGCGGACCCGGGCCCCGAGCCGGCCGCCGACAUCAGACACUUCAGCUACUGCUACCUAGAGAAGAUUACUAACGAGUUUGACGACGGCCCGGUGUCGGCGGGCGGCUGUCGGCUGGGCGCCGGCGCCUACGGCACCGUCUACCUGGGCACGUGUGAGACGGCCGAGCGGCUGGCCGUCAAACGGCUGCUCAUGGACGCCGAGCCCGUGCGCCGACAGUUCCGCACAGAGGUCGAGGUCAUGUCGAGUUUCAGACACGCGAACCUGCUGGAGCUGCUGGGGUUCUCGUGUGACGGCGCCCACAACUGCCUAGUGUUCAGCUACAUGUCCAACGGCUCGCUGCAGGAUCGGCUGGCCUGCAAGGGUAACAGCGCGCCGUUGCCGUGGGCCCGCCGGCUAGAGGUGGCCGUGGGCACGGCACGCGGCGUGGUCCACCUUCACACCAGUCGGGAACGACCGCUCAUCCACCGAGAUAUAAAAUCGGCCAACAUCCUGCUGGAUGACGAUUUCACCGCCAAGGUGGGCGACUUUGGUCUGGCGCGCGAGGUGAACGGAGGCCGCAGCACCUCCACCCUGCUGACCAGCACCGUGCUCGGCACGUCCGCCUACAUGCCGCCAGAGGCCUUCAGGGGCGACGUCUCCGUCAAGCUGGACACCUUCAGCUUCGGCAUCGUUCUACUGGAGCUACUGACUGGACUACCGCCGUACGAUGAGACCAGGGAGGGGUUCGACCUGCUGUCGCACGUGGAGGAUCACGUGGACGAGCAGAGCCUGCACGAGACGCUGGACAGCCGGGCCGGGCCGAUCCCGCCGGGCCAGGCGGACGCCCUGUACCAGCUGGCCGUGCGCUGCACAGAGGAGAAGCGGCGCCGGCCCCUGAUGGCCGCCGUCCUCCAGCAGCUGGAGCAGAUCCAAUAACGGAACGCCGCCGCUGGUGCAGAUCCAGUAACGGAACACUGCCGCUGAAGCAGACUCGAACUCGAAGACAGAACACUGCGGCUCGAGCAAAUCCAGUGAGAAAGGCUACGGUUGAAGCAGAUCCAAAGGAAUGCUAAAAGGGAUCCAUUGACUAGAUUCAUUGAGACUCGGUAGACCCAAUGGAGGAGUGUUGCAAAUGCAAUGGCGGAAAGGCUGAAGCAUGUCUUUCAACUGUUGCUGAGCGGUAAAGGGUCCCAGGCCAAGAAGCAUUUAUAACAUUCUGAGAAGGAACAGGCAGAAAAUUACUGUGAAGCAGGAGGGAGAACGAAUGGGUUUCUGUCUUUGUCCAAUAGUGAUACACAAGCAGUCGUUUGUGUGGAUUGUGAUGUUAUAAUGUAUGUGAUUGGUUAUAGGUGAAUAAAUGAACAUCGAUAGAAAACAUACGCACAUUCAUUGCCAAUUAUUUAGGUGUACUUUAUGUCAGAGUAUAUUGUUACGUAUUUUAUGUCUAAGUAAUGCCGUUUUUGCUUCCAUGUGAUUGACCGCACUUAUCGCGAUUGCGCUAUUUUGUGCUAAGCCUGUGGACAUUAUAUUGAUUAGGGUGCUGCGGUGGGAAUGUUUGUAAAAUUGGCAACAUCGCUAACCGUUUCAAACGUUCUAUCCCUAUCUAAUUAUUUACUUGCAUAUGGAAUGAUACGAUGUAAUUGAUGAAAUAUGAGUAUCUGUUGUUACCAGUCGCAGGGAAGGGGUAGUUGUACGACGUGUUUUUGUCGUGCCUGCCACCGGGCCUAUCUGUCUGCCAUUGUGUUUCUCAAUUUCCCUAAUGCAGUCGUGUCGAUGGGAGCUGAGACUUUAGAGCUCGUCAUGAAAUGUGUUCUUCUUCAAGGGUAGGUGCGCAAGUUGCUUGAUGGUGCAUGACAUACGGAGCAAUGAUGCCGUGCAAAGUCAAUGAUGGCUUUCUGGUGAAAUUCCAGCAAUUCCUAUUAUAUAAGUGCAUAGAACAGAGAACUGAUAUAAAUAUUGUAUGUCGUUCUGGAAUAUAUUUUUGACCUCGCUGACCCCAACUGCGUUCCGGUACGCCGAUAAUACAUUAUGAAAUAGU